AAGAGGAGCCGAAUGGAGCGGGUGACCACGUGACCACCGGGCGGGGGUGGCAGGCGACAUUUCGCAUGCCCAGAACUCCACAAGCCGCGAGACGUAUCGCGCACACACACGGCGAGGGCCCGCCGAUACACCUCUACCUACGUCUACGACGCGACGGGGAAAACGAUGGUCGAGCGGGAGUCUAUGUCGUGAGUGAUUUCCGUGACUGAUGGAAAAGUGGUUUCCAAUCCAAAAAAAAAUUAAACGAACGAUCUCGCGAGCGAGGAACAGUGGUGGUAGUGGUGGUGGUGGUGGUGGUGGUGGUGGUCGGUCGGUCGUGUCCGGUCGAAGCACAGCCAGGACUCUCCGCCGGAGUUCUCUGCAUCCCUCGCGCUCCUCGGGCGGAGCAGUGAUCUCCUGCGGAAAAUCUCCUCCUCCGUUCGCAGCUCGGACGAGACGUCUCUCCUCCCUCUCUCUCUUUUUCUCUCUCUCUUCACCGAAACGACGUGGUGAAUUUAAUCGUUUCGUAUCGUAUCGCCGUGCCUCUGUGUUGCAUAUGUGUUGUGUGCCGGGCGGUGCGCGAAACGUAACGCACGCGUAACGUAGGGUGGUGCAUGAACACGUACAGCAUGAUGUUUCCGUGCUCCUGGAAAGUGAAUCGAGCAAAGUGAAUUUGGCCGAUAAAUAUAAUCACGGGUAAAUGCCUGGAUUCCAAUACAACCCGUUUAGGCGCAUACGCACGUAGCAGAUACGCGCGGCCGCACGCACGCGUUACGCACCCCCUGGAUAACGAUGCUGUUGUCAGAAGGAAACUGCCGACGGCAUCCUUGAACGUUUGUCGGAGCGCUCUGUCUCGAAUCUGGCAGCCAGCGACGGAACGUAAGAUAGAGUGAUAUGUUAACCGAGGACAAUGAUCCGACAAAACCAGCAGGGGUUUUAGACAAUGCUGGCAACGUGUCUUCCUCGACAGAAGCCUCGGUACAGCAUCCUCGCGCCGCAAACAAUGACCGAAGUUAAGAAUGAGGUGCAGGACUGCCCCGAGAAUGAUAGCGUACCCGGUAGUGAAUUGUACAUCGACGAGAAUGCCGAGGAAAAGGAGCAGGAAUAUCCGGAUUCGAUGGAAAAGGCGGAUUACGGAUCCUUAUACGGCGCCAACCAAUAUUACAACAGGUCACCAUGCUUUCCUCCUUUGUCACGGUGCUUCUUCUUCUGUAGCCUAUACAAUUCACCGUCUUACGGAUCAACGACAGCUUCGAAAAACGCAUCGAGCUUGCAAAGCUCGUAUCUAAGCUCUUACACAUCGUCAAGCUCGAUGACGCAGUAUCCGUCCUACGCCAGUUAUACUAGCGGGACGAACACCUUCCCGAACAUGGCACAAAAUAUAUCAUCGGCCUCUCAGAAAUUAGACUAUAGCGCUUACAGCAGUAGUUUGUAUGGAAACGACAGGGUACCGCUACAGUAUUCCACAUAUUAUCCUGUGCCCGGUUAUCACGCGCCGCCAACUUCGUUCAAUAUUGGAAACAUCAACUUUACUGAUUCGACCAAAUCCGCGCUCACGUUGGACCCAACGACGCACGAUGCGAGCGACUUGACCGCACGGGAAACCGCAAACAUUGAAGUGGCAACGACGAAGCCGUGCAGGCGCGGAAGGAGACAGAGCGGAAGCGGAAACAGUAUCGGUUCCGCAGAUACGACAGAAGCCGGCCCCGAGCGUAUAUUCAUCUGGGACCUCGACGAAACCAUAGUCGUGUUCCACUCCCUACUAACUGGACAAUUUGCUACCAAGUAUCGUAAGGAUACAAAUCUUCUGGCUCAAGUAGGGUUCAGGAUGGAGGAGAUGAUAUUCAAUUUGGCGGAUACGCAUUUUUUCUUCAGUGACGUCGAGGAUUGCGAUCAAGUGCAUAUAGACGAUGUUUCGUCAGACGAUAACGGGCAAGACUUGACAUCCUACAAUUUCGCGACCGACGGUUUCCAAUGCGCGUCUGCAAACAAUGGGAUAUGCCUAGCAUCCGGAGUACGAGGCGGAGUCGAUUGGAUGAGAAAGUUAGCAUUCCGUUAUCGUAAAAUUAAGGAAAUCUAUUGCAAUUAUCGAAACAACGUGGGCGGUCUCUUGGGUACAGCCAAGCGCGAACAAUGGCUGCAGCUGCGUUCCGAGAUCGAAAUGUUAACCGAUAACUGGUUGACGUCGGCGGUCAAGUGUCUGAAUAUUAUCAAUAAGAGAAGCCACUGCAUCAACAUCCUGGUGACGACUACACAACUGGUGCCCGCACUCUCCAAAGUUUUGCUAUUUGGCAUUGGCGGAAUAUUCCCCAUAGAAAAUAUAUAUUCGGCCUCUAAAAUCGGAAAGGAGAGCUGUUUCGGUAGGGUAGUCGCCCGAUUUGGCCGUAGAUGUACGUACGUGGUGAUAGGAGAUGAUUCGGACGAGGAAACAGCAGCGCGAGCGCACAACUUUCCUUUUUGGAGGAUAAAUAGUCACUCGGACACUCAAGCCCUGUAUACUGCCUUAGAAAUGGGAUUCCUUUAAUCAAAAGCACAUACAAAAACCAGUCUCUGCCGGGAAACAUUCGAUUGUAUGAAAAAAGAGCAUGGCGCGUAUUUCUAUGCGAUUAGCAAGAACGAUGGAACCAUGCUUCACAUACGUAUAUACAUACAUUCCCUCACUCUUUUUCUGGGCAGCUUUUAUCAUUCCUAUAACUCUUUUAUCGUAUGUAAUAUACAUAAAAGAAAAAUCGACUUUCGUAACUGUCACAGUUAUAUUCGUCGAUAUAAAAAUGAUCGCGAGUUCGGCCGGACAUUUAGUCCGAAAGUGAUAUAGAAUGAAAGUAAAAUUUUAGUGAUAGCAAGGAAAUUCGGAGAAUAAAGAUUUAUGUAUCAUAAGAUUCUUUCGGACGCGAUUUUCUAGCGUUGGCACUUAGUCACGUGUACUAUAAUAAAUUGAAAAACGGAAUCUGUGAAAAGUAUAUAUAAUAAUAUACGUUUUAUGUACUUAAAUGCACUACGUUUGUAUUUCUUUCUUCUAAUAAUAACAAAAUCAAACAAUUUUUACUGGCAUGUGCUCAGGAGCAGCAACUAUCAAAAUUCAGUGUGUGGAGUCUUCUACCGAUUAAUCGAGGGAGGGGGGGGGGAGAGUGAUCAAAAAGUUUGUAAUUGCGUUUUUCAUUGGGCGGCACUGACAACGAGUGCGCACUAAAACCGACACUGUCAGAAAAAUUAGAAGUUAUCUUUUAGAUACCUUUUAGAUACCUUGUGAUAAGGUACUUAUAUGUCAUCAAAAGGACAACCUCUUGUCAUCUUAAAGACACUUUUUAGCUAACUUAUUUUUUUCUAUUAUCUAAGUUGGUGCUCAUGCCAAAUUUCGCAUGUAGUGCGUACUAGUCCAGCCAGUGAAAAACUCUAUGAUAAAUAAUUUUGGAAAAAAAUUAUCAAAUUCCGAGUGUAAAAAUUAGACAUUCAAGUUAAUUCGAGAGUGGAACUCUCCACACACUCCAUAUACUUAUAAGUUGCUGCCCCUGUAUGUGCUAACAAAUUUUAAUAAAAACAGAUUUUUUUAUUGAUACUGUUUACACAGUUUAUAUGUAGAUACAUAAUUUUUCACGAGCUAUUAUUAUAAUUAUCAUUUAUUUAAUAUACCGUGAUAGUUCUACGCGCAAAUUUAUUGCAAAGAAUUAAUUUGAUGAUUCGUUAUAUUUCUAUUAAUUAUACUUGCUUUAUAUAUGUAUUUAUCAUAUCAUGUGUACUUUUUUUACAUUCCUUUAGUUUUUGUGUCACAGAUAUAGCUGUACGCAACGUAUAUUAUGUAUAUUUUGAAAGUAUCCAUAUCAAUUACAUGUUACACACACCAUAUAACAAUCUUACUGGACAUAAAUGCAUUAGAAGAAGUAUUUAUAUAUUUGUAAAAAUACUAUAUAGUUAUUAUUACCAUAUUUUGGAAUUGUACAAGGCUAUUUGACAAAUGGAAAAAUGCAUUAAGUAAUAUAAUAAAAAGAAAGGAACGAAUUAGUAUAGUUACUAAUUACGGUUGACAUCGUUAUGUGUAAAAACAGUUUAUAAAAAUUUUCUGGAUAUAUCGUAUUAUUCGUUAACAAAGCUAUUAAUAAAAAUAUAAUUGAAAAUAUAAUAUGUAAUGUGACUGUUCGUAUCAAAAAAAAAGAAUGCAAAAAUGAAAGUAAUUUUAUCCUUUGGUAAAAAAAUUAUCUAUGCAUCAAGUCUAUGUUAAAUUAUAUGUGGUACUAAUUUAAUAUCAGCUAUUCUGAAAAUAAAUCAAUAUUCUAAGA
This is a messenger RNA of Solenopsis invicta (red fire ant), 4253 nucleotides long. It is a transcript of the gene eya, whose product is annotated as eyes absent homolog 4. Gene Ontology annotation, biological process: cell differentiation; positive regulation of DNA repair; negative regulation of extrinsic apoptotic signaling pathway in absence of ligand. NCBI's taxonomy places the organism in Eukaryota, Metazoa, Arthropoda, Insecta, Hymenoptera, Formicidae. The coding region runs from base 923 to 2503 and encodes 526 amino acids. The record is from RefSeq and is a predicted model, not a curated record. Gene Ontology annotation, cellular component: nucleus. The transcript has 9 exons. Gene Ontology annotation, molecular function: protein tyrosine phosphatase activity.